AUGCUCCACCGGCGGCACCCCCUCGCCGCCCUGCUCCGCCUCUUCUCCACCACCUGCCGCCGCCGCUCCCGCCUUCCCUCGCAGCCGCAUCUCCCGAACACCGACACCCUCCCGCCGCUCCCUGUGGCGAAGAAGGUCCCCUUCACCGUGUCGACGCACGGGAGGUCGUGGAGCGACCCCUACCACUGGAUGCGCGACACCUCCGACCCCCACCUCGCCGCCCUCCUCGCCGCCGAGAACGCCUACGCAGACGCCUUCGUCUCCUCGGCCGGCGGAGGCGGCCUCCGCGCGCGCCUCGCUGCCGAGAUGCGCGCCCGGCUGCCCCCUUCCGCCGUUUCCCCGCGUCAGCCCUGGGGCCCUUGGUCAUAUUACCAGUACGUGCCAAAUGGAAUGGAGUACCCAGUUUUGUCCAGAAAGUUAAGGCCCUCUGGUGGUUUAGCAGGACGUUUCCUUAGUUAUCUUUCUGACUGGGAGAAGGAAGAAGUGUUGCUUGACUGGAAUGAGAUCGCAGAGAAAUUUGGUUAUGUUCACAUUGGGAGUUGUCGAAUAUCUCCUGAUCAUAGGUUUCUUGCGUAUACUCUCGAUACAUCUGGGGGUGAACUGUUUUCACUGGAAGUGAAAGAUCUUCCGUCUAAGCAUGUCAUUUUUAGUUUGCCAGACAAGGGAAUUGUCAGUUUAGCAUGGACUCACGACAGUGAAAAUUUAUUUUAUACUGUCUGUGAUGAGACUCUACGUCCCAAUCAGGUUUUCUGUAAAAAGAUGCAGUCAGAUGAGGCCGGUUUCUUAGUUUUCAUGGAGGAUGAUGUAAACUGUUGCGUGGAUAUCACAAGCACAAAAGAUUUCAAAUAUAUCACUGUGAAUUCUAACACAAGGACAUCAUCUGAGGUUUAUGUGAUGGAAUCUGGUAAUGUAAGAGAAGGCUUAUGGCCUGUACAAAAACGCACCAACAAAGUGCAGUACUUUUUGGAGCAUCAUAAUGGGUUUUUCUAUAUUCUUACUAAUGCACCCUUGAAAGAUACUGAAACUGCAGUUGAAGGCUACUACCUGGCCAGGUGUAGAGCUGAAAAAUCACUGAUGGAUAAAUGGCAGGUUGUGGCACUCCCUGGGCCGGACUGCACAUUUCAGGAUAUGGAUAUUUUUCACGAACAUUUAGUUCUCUUUCUUCAAAAAGACGGGCUUCCUCUGUUUUGCUCCAUCGAUUUGCCAGUCCAGAUUGACUUUCAGGAGCCAAAGGAAUUUGGUGAUUUCGCUCCAUGGUUUUUCCCAAUACCUUCAAAUUUAUGUAGCAUUCUUCCUGGGCCCAACAAUGAUUUCAUGUCAUCUACUUUUCGUCUGGUGGUGUCAUCACCAGUGAUUCCAGACUUAACUGUGGAUUAUGACAUGAGAAAGAAGACAUUUACUAUCGUUGAUCAAGAGGAAGUGACUGGCCUUUGUUCAAGUCUAUACACAGUAGGACAAUCCAAUGUUUCAAGCAUCCAACAAAAUCUGCAGCUUAUUGAAGAUUAA
Triticum turgidum subsp. durum (durum wheat) is the source of this 1506-nucleotide messenger RNA. NCBI's taxonomy places the organism in Eukaryota, Viridiplantae, Streptophyta, Magnoliopsida, Poales, Poaceae. The record is from the annotation of a GenBank genome assembly.